ACUUGUUGGUGGAGCCUCUACCAAUUCUUGAUAGCAUUCUGACAAACACUAUGCCGUAGAAAAAAAAAACUCCACUAUUCGUAGCAUACGCGGGCGUUUUCUACAUAAGAGCCACCGCCAUGUAUGAGUUUUUUUCUUCACCCCUCCACCCACAUCCCUUUUCUCACACAUCACAUUCUUUGAUCUCAUCAUGAUCUCUACACUCGCUUUACUGGGAGCAGCUACUCUUGCUUCCGCAGCCCCUGUUGCCGAAGCACCUUCUUUCGACUACGUUAUUAUCGGAGCUGGUACAUCGGGUUUAGUGAUUGCGAACCGACUCACUGAACUCGCAGAUGUGUCCGUGGCCGUGAUCGAAGCUGGGAGCUCCGUACUAGAUAAUGUGGAUGUUACUGGAAUUGAUGCGUAUGGUGCGGCUUUCGAUACACCAAUCGAUUAUGCUUUCGCAACAACCGAGCAGAAAUUCGGUGAUGGAGCUUCGAAGAUUAUGAGAGCAGGGAAGGCAAUUGGUGGCACCAGUACCAUCAACGGUAAUUAUUUCACGUCUUUAAGUGCUGUAGACACCAGCUAACAUAAUUAUUAGGCAUGGCCUACACCCGCGCAGAAGAUGUUCAAAUCGACGCUUGGGAGUCUCUAGGCUCUGAGAAUUGGAACUGGAAGACCCUUUUCCCAUACUAUCUCAAGUCGGAAUCUUUCGAGUCACCAGAUGCAGGUCAACUUGCCAAGGGAGCAACCUUUGAUCCAGCAUUGCAUGGAACUUCUGGGCCUCUCAAGGUUGGAUGGGCCCAAGCUGCGACCAUGAUGGACGUUGAGCAACCCCAAAUCCUCAAUGCUACCUACGAGGCACUUGGUGUCGAUUACAGCAUCGAUGUCAACGGUGGUGAAAUGACAGGGUUCUCUCUCUACCCAAAGACCCUUGAUACCGAGCUCAACAUCAGACACGAUGCUGGUCGUGCUUACUAUUACCCUAUCCAGAGCCGUUCCAACUUGAAACUUUUCUCUGAGACUACUGCCAACAAGAUGGUUUGGUCUCCUGUCGCCAACGGCGAUGCUGUUGCUUCAGGUGUCGAGGUUACCGAUGCUACAGGAAACACCUUUGUCAUCAACGCCAACAAGGAGGUCAUCUUGUCAGCUGGUGCUUUGAGAUCUCCUCUCCUUCUCGAAGCUUCGGGUGUUGGAAACUCAACGUAUGUCUCCCGAUCAUUCACAUACUAGUACUCGCUAAUUCUAUGUCAGAAUCCUGUCCAACCUUGGUAUUGAUGUCGUUGUUAACCUCCCAACUGUCGGAGAGAACCUCCAAGAUCAAAUGAACACCGGUCUCGCUGGUACUAGCUCAGCUAACCACUCAGGAAAUGCUGGAUACGUCUUGUACCCAACAGCUGCCGAAGUCUUCGGAGACGAUCUGGACGCCGCCAAAGCCAGUAUUGACCUGGCAGAUUAUGCUCGUCGUACUUCUGAAGCCAACAACGGCGUUACUUCCGCUGCUGAUUUAGAGAAGUUCUUUAAGAUGCAAUUCGAUCUCGUUUUCGAGAAGAACAUUACCAUUGCCGAGAUCCUUAUCACUCCAGCUGGCCAUAUUUACGACAUUGAGUACUGGGCUGUAAGUGAUCCACUUCUGACCCAUCUAUGUUGUCUGCAGAAAUACUAACCAGCAAUAGCUCAUGCCAUUCUCCCGCGGAAGCAUCCAUCUUACAUCCGCCAACGCAACCGCAGCAGCAGCAAUCAACCCAAACUACUUCAUGCUCGAAUGGGACGCCCUAAGCCAGGGAGCAGUCGGCAAGUACAUCCGAAAGAUCAUCAACACUGCACCACUCAGCGACUCUCUCACCAGCGAGACAACCCCAGGUCUUUCCGUCGUCCCACAAAACGCUACUGACGCACAAUGGGCAUCUUGGGUCAAGACCUCUUACCGAUCUAACUUCCACCCCGUUGCAACCGCCGCCAUGAUGCCAAAAGAGGUUGGAGGUGUCGUUGACAGCAACCUCAAGGUUUACGGUACCACCAAUGUCAGAGUCAUUGAUGCUUCCAUUCUUCCUUUCCAGGUUUGUGGACAUCUUGUUAGCACUUUGUACGCUGUGGCUGAGAGAGCUGCGGAUCUCAUCAAGGGAUCUUUGUAGACACUGGAGUGUGGGAUGUGUAGAUAAAAAAGGAUUAUUGUACAUAUAAACGCUUACUAUGAGCGUAGUAUUUGGAUUUGGAGGGUCCUGGAUCUCCUGUAGUUAUAGAUGUAAAUUUCCUUAUACUUUUACUUAAGAAUAUUUCUCAAAAU
Molecule: messenger RNA, 2266 nt
Organism: Hymenoscyphus albidus
Lineage: Eukaryota; Fungi; Ascomycota; Leotiomycetes; Helotiales; Helotiaceae
Source: the annotation of a GenBank genome assembly